AUGCCUCCUCCGCAGCAUCAAACCCCCCCCCUCUCUGCCUCCUCCAGCAAUGUCCACCUGCCCCGCAUGGCACCGUCGCACCGUGGAAUGACCCAUGAUAUCAUCGAGAGGGAACCGCCUGUUGCGGCGGAUGCCCUCAUGCCACUGCCCAGUCAAUGGAGCCCUGCGGACAAGUUUGCGGGCUUGGAACUGUCUAACGAUAACUUUGAUGUCCGCUACACAGGCCCUGUGCACAAGCAUGACCAUGAAGCUGCUGCGUUGCGUGCGGAUCAUCCCAUGCCGCCGCAGUGCGGGAUCUACUACUUUGAAGUUAAGAUCGAGUCAAAACCGAAGGAGGGCAUGAUCGGUAUCGGUUUUUCCAGUCUCAAAGCGUCUGUUGAGAGGCUUCCUGGUUGGGAAACGGAGUCUUGGGCCUACCAUGGCGAUGACGGAAAAUCAUUCUUUGGUGAAAGUCAAGGUCAAGGCCGCGCUUAUGGACCGGUUUUUGGAGUUGGCGAUACAGUAGGAUGUGGCGUGAACUUCUCUACAGGAUCUGCCUUCUUUACCAAGAACGGCGUUUUCUUGGGAUAUGCGUUCCACGAGCUGCGCAACGUGAAGCUUUAUCCUUCUGUCGGAAUGAAGAAAUUGCCACCAGUACAUCUCAAAACGAACUUUGGACAGGAGCCAUUCGUUUUUGAUAUUGAUGGCAUGGUUAAGCAAGAAAGAUUUAAUGUCCAAGCAGAGAUUAAUGCUACAUCUACAGCUGGCCUCCAACCGCCAUUGGACGAGUCGACACUUUUGCAAGAGCUAGUUGCACAAUUCCUAGCUCAUGACGGAUAUGUGGAAACAGCCCGUGCAUUUGCAGAAGAGGUAGCGACGGAGACGAUGGCUCUACAGAAUGGCCGCAACGAGCCAUUGAAGAAAUACGAAGUUGAGGAAGAUCGUGAAGCUAUUAACCGGAACAAAAUUCGUUCCGCCAUUCUCGAUGGCGACAUCGACAAGGCCCUCAAGCAUACCAAAGCCUAUUAUUCCAACGUCCUAGAGGAUCACCCCCACAUUCACUUCAAACUUCGCUGCCGCAAGUUCCUCGAAAUGAUGCGGCGAUCCAACGAGCUCUCGGCAGCAACAGCUGCUGCCUCGAAGCAACGUCGUUCAGCUUCACCGAACGAGCACGAGCACGCCGUCUUCGAUCAGGAGAUGGAGCUCGACGACGGCGACGGCUGGGUCGCAGACAGCAUGGACACUGAAGAGCCAGAGGUUGUCGCUAAGUUCAACCAACUCCUCACCGAGGCAGUGCAGUAUGGUCAACAAUUGCGCGCAGACUAUCCCUCUGACGAGAAUGGUGGCGAUAAGAAGUUGCUGGACGAUAUAUUCUCACUGGUCGCUUACCCUGAUCCGAAACGGUCUGUGCAUGGCCAUUAUCUCGAUCCCGAGGGACGGGUAACUGUGGCUGAAGAGUUGAACUCGGCUAUCCUGGUCUCUCUGGGCAAAUCAUCAGCUGCCGCACUGGAAAGGCUGUACCAGCAAACAGAAGUAUUGGUCAACGAGAUCAGUGAAGACGGCGGCGCUGGGGCGUUCAUUAAUGUUCGGGAUAACGUUUUGCUUUGA
Penicillium paradoxum is the source of this 1587-nucleotide messenger RNA. RefSeq lists its product as uncharacterized. Gene Ontology annotation, molecular function: protein binding. Gene Ontology annotation, biological process: cell surface receptor signaling pathway; cytoskeleton organization. Lineage: Eukaryota; Fungi; Ascomycota; Eurotiomycetes; Eurotiales; Aspergillaceae. Gene Ontology annotation, cellular component: cytoplasm. The transcript is spliced from 6 exons. The record is from RefSeq and is a predicted model, not a curated record. The coding region runs from base 1 to 1587 and encodes 528 amino acids.